AGUGCGGCCAGGGCGCGCGCGCGCUGGGUAACAGCAGGUCCACGCCCGGGCGCGGAGUCGUUGGGGUGUGCGGGGCACGGUCCGUCCCCGGUUGUCAUAGUAACGGGCUGUGAGUAUUUGGUGAGAAGAACGUCCUGAGUGGAAUGAUCUGGUUGGAACAUGGCCCCUGGAAAAAGCAUCAAGUACUUGGAACUGGUACUGUCUUGUGAAUGGGAUGGUUGUGCCUUUGUUGGGAAGACGAUGGAGGAGUUCUGCGACCACAUAGCUGUGCACUUGAAAGAGUAUGUCAAUGAGUAUGACAGCUUCGGAGAUUUAGAUGAGUACCAAUGCCUCUGGCGGGGCUGUGGCUUCCUGGCUGUAGAAGGCCCCAAUGAACUGGUGGUGCACGUAAACUUCCACAGCUAUCAUGCUAAGCUGAAGUAUUUUGGCCUGGAGCUGCAGCGCCUACGUCCAGAUCUUCCUGUGUGUUCUCUGGACAACCAGAACCAGAACCUGAUUCCAGAGAUUGCAGAGACCUUCACCUGUCAGUGGGAGCAUUGCGAUAGUACAUUUGACAACCCAGAAUGGUUUUACCGGCAUGUGGAUAUGCAUGGACAGUGCACAGAUAAAGAAACUCUUCCUAACAAAAAUGAAACCAUUUCUUGCUGCUGGAAAGGUUGUGGUGCUACAUUUAAAAUCAAGUUUAAACUUCGUGAGCACCUGAGGAGUCACACACAGGAGAAGGUUGUCUCCUGCCCCAACUGUGGAGGAAUGUUUUCCAACAACACCAAGUUCUAUGAUCAUGUUCGCCGGCAGACCUCAAACGAACAGAAGACCUUUCCCUGUCAGCACUGUGACAAGCAGUUUGCCAAUGAGAGGCUACUAAGGGACCACGUACGAAAUCACGUGAACCAGUUUAAGUGCCCACUCUGCGACAUGACCUGCACUACUUUCUCCUCAUUAAGGACACACAUCAAAUUCCGCCACUGUGAUGAGAGGCCAUAUGGAUGUGAUUUCUGUGAGAACAGUUUUAAGAAUUUGUAUGAUUUGCGGAAGCACAUCGAAACACAUAAUGAUGAACCUACGUACCGCUGCAGCUCAGAUGGGUGUAACUUCAGUGCCCGCAGUGUACAAACCCUGAAACAGCACUACAGGAGAAUACAUGAGGGAGAAACAAAACCUCGAUAUAAGUGCCACAUUUGUGCCAAGUGUUUUUCUUGGGCCUACACAUUAACGAUGCACCUACGCAAGAUGCACCAGCUGAAGUGGCCUUCUGGGCAUGCACGAUUCAGAUACAAGGAGCAUGCGGAUGGAUAUUUGCAACUACAUGUGGUGCGCUAUGAAACAGUUGAGCUGACUCAACAGAUCAUUAAGGACUUGGAGAAGAGGCGUGGACCCCGAAGGAAGGUGACAGAAGCGUGUUUAUAUGCACCAGAAUCCCGCCGCAAAGCCCUCUCUACAAAGCCCACCACUGGCAAAGCCAGCAAGGAGGAAGAGGACUACCUCGCAAUCGCCACUCGGCUGAGGCGUGCUGGGCACCGAGAAGCAACCAACUUGCCAACCAAGCCUUCAGAGAAGGCCCCACAGUUGGAGCAGUGCAACUCUCUAGAGCCUCCCAAAAGGGCUGAGCAGUGUUCAGAGGUUUCUGGAAAUGGUUCUCCGACCUACUCUGGCCUUCAUAAUGUAUCCCAGUCAGCACCCGGGCAUCCUACUGCUCCUGAAAGGAAUGAAGCUGUCUCCUCUCUUGACCCUGUUGAAACAUUGGAGAAGUGUUCUUGGCAGGAGGGAACAGCUUGAUCUGCAAUUGUAUUGAGAUUGAGGGAAUGACAAGAUAGGUUCAGAUGAUAUAUGGGCCCUUCUUACCAGCAAAGGAGCCAGCAAAAGCCAACGCCUAUAUAGAACAUGUUCGAUUUAGAAAAACUACCCAAGACUCUUCACAGAAGAACAAUGAAUGCCAAGCCAAAAAAGGAAAUAUGAGGAUUCUGAAUUAUCAUUCUGAUAUACACCUGAUUAUUUUAAAUGAAGUUCAGUGUCUUGGCCAGUCUUCCUGUCAACCUGCUGUAGCUGUUGCUCCCUCUCUUUAACGGUUACUUUAUCCCAUUUAACAACCUUUAUGAUCCCUCUUGAGAUGUUAUUCUUUCAGCUACAGAGCCAGCACAGAUGUGUGCAUGGAUUUGUGUCUGCUGCACAGAGUAGCUCAAUGAUAUAUUUUAUUCUGACUUUUUUCAAAUUUUAAUUGAGAAGUCACAGAUGGCGUACAUGUCACUCUUGACAUUAGGUCAGAUGUUAGUCUAAGACCUGUUGUCCCAAGCACUGUAUGACAAUUAAGUAGACUGCUAAAUGAGUUCAGGGUUCAGCUUCUGAUCCCUUAGAGGAACUUGGCUGGCUGACUGCCUACUCAUCACUGAGCCAUCUCUGAAAUAGUGCCCUCACUUCUCUUGCAACCCUCUUUGUUUCUCUCCAAUAUGUAAUGAACUUAUCCUGUGAUAUUUCCUCAAUUUAAUCAUCUAAAAAUAAGCUUUCCUUUUGUAUCCACUCACCUUUUCCUUUUUUUACUAAAAAGCAAAUAUGACUUUUUUUGUUAGGACUUUUUUAACUUUUGAAUGAUUUCAUGUGGGGUCAUCUGAGGUUGACUUAUCUUUAAAACAGUUAUAAAGUAGUUUUUUUGUAAUGUUUAGAAAUAUACCUUAUUUAUAUCACAGUACUGCCUUCAUCAAUAGCACAGAACCACCCCAGCAUGAGAGAUAAAUAGACAGUGGCUGAUACCAGUGUAAUUUUUAAUCUUGCUUCAACUCCAUAUACCCUUGCUUAUCACCGUGUCGAUGGUGAUGAUUUCUGCCCAUUAGUGUGAAGUUGUGACUGAGGCUUUGGAAACAUUGUCCAUGUGUAAGUCCAAACGUUUAAUUGAGAAUGGGGAGAUCUGGCUGUUUCAUUACUGUCCUUCUGUAAAGGAAAUAGGCAUUUAACCCUUCUGUGAUCUGUAUGUGUGAUUCCAGUUCCACAUCAAUACAUAUGUAGACCUACAUUUUGCGGAUGAUUGCAGUGUAAUUGUCCACACUGCAGCAGAUUUGCUAGCCACCUUUGAUCGCUUUAUCAUACAAAAAUCUUAGCCUGUCCUUGAAUGUUGUGAAAACAUCAACUCACAGUUGGACAACCAAAUAUUCCACAUGCCACACAUGUUGAAGGAGAGACUCUGGGAUAUGUUGAACACUUUCCAUAACUUUGUGGCACCUGCCUUGAAUGGAUGCCAUUAAUCUGAUCAAAAACUCAGCUGUACUGGAUCAGCCUUCUUAAAAAAAACUCCAGCAGCAAUUGUUUUGGGCAAUAAAAGCCUCUGCAUGUCAACAAGUAUCCUCAUGUACAAAGCGGCUGUCACCACACUCCUGCAUUCCAACACAAUGCCUCUCACCCUGUCAUCCAUUUUUAAUUAGGGGAACUGUUGAAUUAAUGCUAGUGUCCUUGAAGCUGGCUCUACAAGCAUUCAGGCAAAUCACCACAUCAAUUCGAUUCACUGCCAGGAAAUUAAUUCUUAUGUCCAGUGCUAAAGAGAGAACAAAUAAAUUGUUACAAAGACAUUCUGAAGCUAUCCUUGAAGCGCAGCUUUAGAAAUGGGGAGAGCUGGCUAUCAUCCAUUUAAAACAGCCACAGUUUGUCCCUUAUGUAACCUUGUGCCCAAAUGCCUUCAUUAUGAGGUGGAGCAGAAGGAGAGAAAGAAAGAAAUGGAAGCAAAUGUGCACCCUGUAUCCCACUGCCUCUUGGGAUGUCCUGCACCAUGUACUGAAAGAUCUGCAGAUUGAGAAUCACUCUAUACAAACACAUGAAAACUCACUGCAGAAACUCUCAAUCCUGAGUAGAUGACAUCCUCAAAAUCAAGGGACAGCUAAUGAAUGUCUUUGACACUUAACUGCCUGUUGGUACUGCCUAACAAGUUAUUUACAAAGUGAGGUGGGCAAUAAAUGCCAGGAACUCUGCAUAUUUCAAAGUAAAGUCAUUUUAAAGAAAAUAUUUGGGCCAAAGUAGCCUCAUCUUUUGCAGGACUGCUAUAACUGGAGCCUCAGGAAACUAUUCAAUCUCGUUAAAUGGGAAUUACCCUGGUCAAUUCACUUGGGCCUCGUGAAGGUUCCACUGUGCUUGUUGAACUGCAGUUUUAACCUGCUUUUUUAGCUCCUCCAUGUUUCUAGGACAUGUGUGGCCGAUAAGGUGUGAGACUUAUGUCAUCUAUACUGGAUUUAACUUGUGGCUGAGCCCCAGUUUUCCAAUCAGUGUGGCAGUGCAGAACCCUUCAGUCACUUUGCACCUUCCAGAAACCGAACAAUAACAAAAUGCCACAACUGCUGUUUGUCUCCCACGCAUAAUGCCACCAGCAACAUUUUAUCCUGAUAAUGCAACAGUUUAUACAGAAGCCCUUGGAAACUGCUCCUUUUUUCAUUCCGCUCACUCCUCCUUAAAAAUGAAGGCUGGACUUGUUUCCAAGGGAAGUUGCCAAGUUCCCAAAGCCUGACAGGGAGCUUUGAUUGUUGAUUGGAAGUAGAAAUUUGGGUUCUGUGCAAUUUUGUUGAAGUCAUGCUAAAUAACAUUGCCACAUUGUAACUGGAAAUAAAAUGGCAGUGUGGUAGGAAGCGUUUGAUUUUCAUUUCAGGAAUUUUAAUAUAGCUUUUUGGAGAAGAAUAAUGGGCUAUCCAGUUUUUAACCUGAACAAAGUGACAGACCCGUUUCCGACAUCGCUACUUACUUUUGUGUUCAGAUUACAGCCUUGAUUAUGCACUGGUGCCUUCUGUAUUAACUUUUAUUGACUUAAUUCUGUAAAAUUCAUAAGUAAUGAGCCUGUAAAAUCUUUCAUCAAAUGGAAGAUUUUUAAACUGUGAAAAUGACUUAUGAAUGCUUUUAUUUUAACACGACAUCCUGUCAAAGGAAUAAAUUGUAAACUGUGUUAUGAUGAUAACUGCAGCAAUACCUUUGUGAACUUGGUGGAAUAUCUCAAUACUAUGUCCUCUUGAAUAGCGGAAGACACCCAGUAUUGUAAAACUAGAGUCUGAUGUUGUAAACAUGAGCAGUUUAUAAUGGCAGCAUGAAAUAGGUGGCAUUGAAAAGAUUGCCACUGGUAACCAGUGACCAGUUUAUGGUGCUUCCAGCCCUAUGGUGGAGCUUUACUGGUUAAUGGAACCUUCCAGUAUGCAUGUGAGGCUUGCAGUAUAUUUUUGUAAUUAUGAAUGGGGGCAUUUGUCUAUAUACUGGCCUCAUUGUGAUUUUGUUGAUGUCUGUUGCAAUUAGUGGGCUCAGUCAGUUUGGUGACUGCACUGUUAUAAAUAUGAUUCACCUAGAACUGACUGAGGUGGGUGUAUUUUAUGGUCCUUCCCAAUAGUGUGCCUCAUUCAAUGGUACACUCCCACGCAGUCCUGCAAGUGCAGACUUGUAAAGUUAUCACUUGUGUGCAUAACAAAUGUUUAAUACUGUGCUAUUUGUUAUAACGUUUGACUCGGGGUUGCAAUCUAAACUGUUUAUAACAAGGUCUCUGUAGCUAGAGACGCUAUUGCUGUGUACAAAAGUUUUGAUAAAUCAGUGUUUAAUUUACUUGACAGACAAGCCUAAUUCUUAGUCACAACUAAAACCUUGUAGGUUCUGUGGAGGAAUUUACCAGCUGUGCACACACUAAGCUCACUUUUCCUUAAAGAAAUUUAGGGAUGGGCAAUAAGUCACAACCUUGCUAACAACACCCUUGACUUAAGAAAUAAAUUUUGAGAAGUACACAGUCUACUCACUGCCUCUUUAAACAAACAGUCCUGAUCCUUUAAGGGCACUCAGGGUUCGCUAUAUAAGAAACAAAAGUAUUGUUGAAUAUUGAAUAGGCAAUAUUGUGCCUCAUCCAAUCAUGUUUUGUGGAGCCACACCCAGUAAAGCAGAAGAAUUUUUGUUAAAUUGGAACUACAUGUUCAUUAUGAUUUCUCUGUUAAGAGCAAUUUAUAUGCGUUUUGAAUUGGAUAGGACAUUCUAGCAGUGGGUGUUUAUAUUGUGAUCUCUCAGUGUCAAGUGAUAAGUUCUCUCAUUUUGUAAUCGGCCAAUCCCAUUCUUCUCUCCCUCUAAACUUGCACUGAGUUUGAUGAGGCUUUGAUUUCUUUGGUUAAAACCCAGCAGUUCCAGAGAAAGGCAUUCGUUUACUGCAUUCGUUAAAUGGACCUUCUGCCAAACUUGAGAGUUCAAAUAUAUUUUUGUAGUUUUGAGUGAAUCACAUUCGGGAUCAGAUCUGUGUCCUUAUGAGCAAUUACUUUGUUUUUGCUGCCAGAUCAUGAAUACUUGCUAGCUGCAGUUCAGCUUUAAUGGCUAGAGUGUACAACUCUAACUAACCAUUCAUGACUUACAGUUCAGACUGCAAAUAUUUGGGAGUCGACUCAACUCUUGUAUGGUUCCACCCUUGCCACAGCCCCAGUCUGCUAAGGUUAUUAAUCAUACCAUUAGACUAUGUUUCUAAAGUGCCCAGUGGACCACUUAAUGAAAAAAAAAGACUUGAAAUUCUGCAGUGCCUUACCGUACUUCCUGUACAUGUGCCUAUGAACUACUUCACAAACUGUGAAUUGCUUAUGGAGUUGCCAAUUAUAUUGUCAGAUUAGACAAGCCAUGUUACUGAAGCAUUUUCCACAUCCACUUUCACGCAUCCCAGAGUCUUAUUCGAAAUAAACAUCCUGCCUUUGAGUAGUGAGCUGCUUGUCUUCAGUACUUUGUGUAAUCAGACUCUGAAGUUAAUACUGGUUCACGUGCAAAUUGCACAAC
Molecule: messenger RNA, 6744 nt
Organism: Hemiscyllium ocellatum (epaulette shark)
Lineage: Eukaryota; Metazoa; Chordata; Chondrichthyes; Orectolobiformes; Hemiscylliidae
Product: histone H4 transcription factor-like
Exons: 11
Coding region: 160-1776 (538 amino acids)
Biological process (GO): regulation of transcription by RNA polymerase II; anatomical structure development
Molecular function (GO): RNA polymerase II cis-regulatory region sequence-specific DNA binding; DNA-binding transcription factor activity, RNA polymerase II-specific
Source: RefSeq, a predicted model, not a curated record